UUUGCACCAGAGGARAGUCACACUUGUUGAGUACAAGUAAAACUGUAAACAUGAAGCUGAGUCUUAUCCUUUUGCUGGUGUUGGCGUCUGUUGCCUUGUUCAAGGCAGAAGAGUUGCCUGAAGAGACCCUGCAGACAAGGCUAAGAAACAAGCAGCACUUAGUCGUAUUGGAGAGAGAAGAGUCUGUGGACGUGUUUUCAUUGGCUGCCUUAGGAAGACUAAAGCUCGAUGCAAAUUGAUUCCCGUCUGCAAAGUCAAGUAUUUUGCCUGUCGAUGCGUCCUCAAAGGAGUAAGAAAAUGCAAAAAAUUCCUUCACUUCGUUCGUGUCAUGGCCCAAAAACACAAAGGACACAAACACGACGAGGUUGAAGAAGACGAAGAGGACCCAAAACGAAAGAGACGAAGAAUGCCGAAAUUUGUAAAACUCUGCAAGGCUGGAUUCCGUCGAUGCGCACGAGGAAAGAAAUUCUGUGGCGGAUGUUUGAGACAAUUUGGCGCUUGCAUCCGACGACACGUCAUCAAGAAGCUCUGCAGCAAGAAGAAGGAAGGAAAGAAGUCCGAUGAACCAGAAGAUGACGAAGAAUCCAUCAUGGCUGAUGCUGUCGAGAAUGAUGAAGAUGAGACGGAAACAGAAAUCGAAGAAGAAGAUGACGGGAAGGAUUUGAUCAGCAAGAAGAGACGUCCCAACAAGAAGAUAAUUCGCUGUGCCAAGUAUGGUGUUCGAUGCAUGUUGAGAGCCCGUCUUAACUGCAGAAGACAAGGUCGUUGUGUUCGCCGUGUMAUGAAGUGCGUGCGUCGUGCCCGUCGCCGCCCACGUCCAACUGCCGGUAAACAAUAAACAAGACAAGCCACUAGAAAGUUUGAAUACACGGCUUUAAUCAUGAUUGUGAUUCAAUGAUCGAUAAAUAAAACCUAUAGACGAAAUAAAARGCAUUUGAAAAGCAGA
Actinia tenebrosa (Australian red waratah sea anemone) is the source of this 946-nucleotide messenger RNA. RefSeq lists its product as uncharacterized. The record is from RefSeq and is a predicted model, not a curated record. NCBI's taxonomy places the organism in Eukaryota, Metazoa, Cnidaria, Anthozoa, Actiniaria, Actiniidae.